AUGGUAUUUUCUGCUAAGUUCAUUUCAUGGAUUAUGACUUGUGUGACCACUGUAUCCUAUUCAUUGUUAUUGAAUGGAAGGUUAACAAAAACUUUGCAUGCUAAUACAGGAUUAAGACAAGGAUAUCUGAUGUUACCCUAUCUAUUUGUACUGGCUAUAGAGUAUCUGGAUAGGGAACUACAACAGCUCACAAAGAAUGGGAACUUUAAUUUCCAUCCAAGGUGCAGGAAACUAGAGACUAUACAUGUUUGUUUUGAUGAUGAUCUAUUAAUUUACUAUUGGGCUGAUCUAAUUUCUAUUACGCUUUUGAAUGAAGAUUUCAUGAAAUUUGCUAGAGCUUCAAGAUUACAUGCAAAUGCAGAUAAGAGCUCUUUUUAUUUAGCUGGAGUGGAUGCUCAUACUAAGCAUAAAUUGCUGGAAGAACUUGGAUACACUGAGGGCACUAUGGUUUUUAGAUACUUAGGGGUUCUAUUGACAUCAAAAAAUCUUAUUGUCAAUUAG
Messenger RNA from Solanum verrucosum, 501 nucleotides. RefSeq lists its product as uncharacterized. Lineage: Eukaryota; Viridiplantae; Streptophyta; Magnoliopsida; Solanales; Solanaceae. The record is from RefSeq and is a predicted model, not a curated record. Bases 1 to 501 code for a protein of 166 amino acids. The transcript has a single exon.